Molecule: messenger RNA, 816 nt
Organism: Phaeoacremonium minimum UCRPA7
Lineage: Eukaryota; Fungi; Ascomycota; Sordariomycetes; Togniniales; Togniniaceae
Product: putative -dihydroxyhept-2-ene- -dioic acid aldolase protein
Exons: 6
Coding region: 1-816 (271 amino acids)
Cellular component (GO): cytoplasm
Molecular function (GO): aldehyde-lyase activity
Source: RefSeq, a predicted model, not a curated record
AUGUCAUUCACUACUGCCGUCCGUACGAGCUUCGAGAAGAAGGAGACCGCCUGGGGCUUCUGGCUCACAUUCCCAAGUGCAGGUGUUGCCAAAGUCAUCCUUCGGUCGGCUGCUACUUCACCUACGGGGCCGUUUUCAUGGGUCUUGAUUGAUGCCGAGCAUGGAUUGAUCUCAGAUAAGGAUUAUUACGAGCUCUGCAAUGCUGUAGCUUCAGAAGGAGCAACUCCGAUUAUUCGUGUCCCCUGGUCAGAAGAAUGGUUGAUCAAGCGUGCGCUCGACUCGGGUGCACAGGGUGUGCUUACCCCCAUGUGCCAUACUCCUGAAGAUGCUGCUCGCAUCGUGAAGUACUCGAAAUACCCGCCUGUCGGAAGCCGAGGUUACGGACCUAUGUACGCGCUUCACUCCUUUGCUGGGCUACCUGCGGAUAAGUAUGACGAGGAGGCCGAUAAGGGGCUGUUUGUCGCUGUACAAAUUGAGUCAAGAUUGGGUGUUGAGAAUGUAGAAGAGAUUGCAAAGGUUGAAGGCUUGGAUAUUCUUCUGAUUGGUCCUUUCGAUCUUGCUAAGCAGAUGAAUGUUGUUCGUGGUGGUGAAGAGCAUGAGGCGGCUAUUCAGCGCAUCCUGAAGGCUGCGAAGGCAGCAGGCAAGAUUGCCGCAAUUUUCUGCAGCAAUGGAGCCCAGGCGAAGGAGAGAGCUGCACAAGGCUUCGACAUGAUUUCUGUCACGACCGAUACUGGUGUGAUAGGUGAGGGUAUGGUUCGGGAGUUUUCUGCGGCAAGAGGUCUGGGCGGCGAGGCGAAGGAGAGGUCAGGAUAUUAG